Lobosporangium transversale is the source of this 1925-nucleotide messenger RNA. RefSeq names its product glycoside hydrolase superfamily. Gene Ontology annotation, biological process: carbohydrate metabolic process; glycosaminoglycan metabolic process. The transcript is spliced from 3 exons. NCBI's taxonomy places the organism in Eukaryota, Fungi, Mortierellomycota, Mortierellomycetes, Mortierellales, Mortierellaceae. The record is from RefSeq and is a predicted model, not a curated record. The coding region runs from base 1 to 1746 and encodes 581 amino acids. Gene Ontology annotation, molecular function: beta-N-acetylhexosaminidase activity. Gene Ontology annotation, cellular component: membrane.
AUGCACGCCGGUCUUUCGUCCUUACUGUGCGUGGCGGCGCUUGUUCUGACAGCCGCCAUAGCCCAGCCAGCCUUUGCUGCUGCCUCCAAUCCCCCAAGCCAGGUAAUCCAAGGUAUCCCCGCUGUCAACCCGGUCAAACAGCCCUGGAUCUGGCCUCUCCCUCAGAAUUGGGAGCGUGGCUCCAACACGCUCAAGGUCUCUGAGCGUAUCCGCUUCGAGGGCAAGGGUGCUCGCCAGCCUAUCAUCUCUAAAGCCAUUAAGCGUUACCAAAACCUCAUGUUCAAGAAGGAGGACUACCCCAUGAUACCCUACAACUGGUCCACUACUGACAAUAAGCCUUCUCGUUCUUCUCUGAACACGGUCGUCAUUGAUAUCGAGACCACAGACGAUCACCUCGACAUGGACACGGAUGAGAGUUAUACUUUGACUAUUCCCGUCAAUGGCAAGGCUGUCAUCCAGGCUGAGACUAUCUACGGCGCCCUCCAUGGUCUUGAGACUCUCUCUCAGCUUAUCCAGUACUUCCCCGAGCGCCGCUCUUACUAUAUCCCCAAUGUUCCUUGGAAGAUCUCUGACUUUCCCAAGUACAAGCACCGUGGUAUUUUGCUCGAUACCUCUCGUCACUACUAUACCGUCCAAGAGAUCGAGAAGAUCAUCGAUACCCUGUCCUGGAACAAGCUCAACGUUUUCCAUUGGCACAUGCUUGACUCGACCUCGUUUCCUUACGUUUCCAAGAAGUACCCCGAGCUUGCUGCCAAGGGUGCCUACUCGCCGCGCCACGUCUACACGGCCAAGGACAUUAGGCAAAUUGUCCAGUACGCCAAGGAGCGUGGCGUCCGUGUCAUCCCUGAAAUGGAGGCCCCCGGCCACAGCACUGCCUGGGGCUAUGGUAUCCCAGAGAUCGCUUCCUGCCUCAACACUCAGCCUUACUUUGGUUACACGGUCCAGCCUCCUGCCGGCCAGCUCAAUAUUGCCCAUCCUAAGACAAAGGAGGUUGUCUAUGGCUUAAUUGACGAGUGGGCUGAGCUCUUCCCUGACUCAUUCUUCCAUGCCGCGGGCGAUGAGGUCAUCAUGCAGUGCUGGUCCAACGACACGUACAUUACUGACUAUUUGAAAAAGAACAACCAGACACUGAUGGAGCUCUUUGAAGAGUUUGUUCUCGACAUGGAGGACCACGUCCGCCAGAAAAACAAGACGGUCAUGGUCUGGCAAGAGAUGCUGCUCGAGUACCAUUUUAACCUGCCCAAGGAUACCGUCAUUCAAGUCUGGAUCGGCUCUGAGGGUGUUAAGGAGGUCACCGAGAAGGGCUACAAGACAAUCGUUUCAGCUCAGAACUUCUGGUAUCUAGACCUUGGAUUCGGUCGUCCUCGCUCCAACCCAUAUCCUGAGGUGCAGGGCGCUGGCUUUAAUCACUGGAAUCGUGUCUACUCGUAUGAUAUGCGCGCCAACCUGACCAAGGAAGAGGCCGACUUGAUCCUGGGUGCCGAGGCCACCAUGUGGGGUGAGCUUGCAGAUCCCAAUAAUAUCGAGGACCGUCUGUGGCCCCGUGCUGCUGCUUUUGCCGAGCGUCUGUGGUCCGGCUAUGAGAAUCUAAAAGGAGAGUCCCUCAUCAGCGCUGAUGCCAUCCUCCGCCUGCUGCCUUGGCGUGAGCGCUUGGUCCUCCGUGGCGUCCGUGCUGGCCCUCUGAAUCAGGGUUUCUGUACACGCAACCCUCUGGACUGCUUCCAACCUCCUAAUCCUAACAAGUAACUAUCUCCAAUACAAUGUGGGAGAAGGGCAGCAAUAUUCUUCCUGUUGAUGACGGAGAGUUUAUGAAGAAGCAUCAUUCAUUUAGAGAUCGAAGGCUAAAAACUUCAUUCUUGGGCACUGCAAGGUAGAGAUGAAAUCCGUGUGCGUGCCUCGUGGAGAGUCUUCAUGUAAUAUUUAGC